GAGAAGCCUGCGGCAGCCAAUGAAAGCAGUGUGUCUGGCAAGGGGGCUGUUGAUGGCGCUGCGGGUUGCCGAGGCGGGCAAAGGGUGCAGCAGAGCAGGCGCGAGCGCGGCUGGCUUGGCGGUGUCGCCGGUCGUCGACUGAGAUUUAUUCUGGCUGUUUGGUGGAAAAAUAUCCUCUGAGGAGUUAAGGCUGAAUUAAGGCUGCAGUCCUGUCCACACUUACCUGUGAGUAAGCCUAACUGAACCCAGUGGAACUUCCAGCCUAAUUCUAUGUUUCCUUGGAAUUCUUUGAGUAUUGCUUGAUGGUGAAAAAUGGGGGAGAUAGAAGGUACCUACAGAGUAUUACAGACGCCAGGUUCUCGUUUGGGAGUCCAAAAAAAUUCGGGAGUGAGCACCCUGGAGCCAGGACAGAACCUCUCCUCAGCCAUAGCAUCAACACCUGCUAAAACACAUGAGAGGUCGCUACAGAUCAAGAUAAAGCUUUUGGAUAACACUGUGGAAGUACUUGAUAUUGAGUCAAAAUAUUAUGGGCAGAAGCUGCUGACAGAGGUAUAUCAUCGUUUGAAUCUGGUUGAAUCUGACUACUUUGGAAUUGAGUUCCAGAACAUGCAGUCAUAUUGGAUUUGGCUUGAGCCAAUGAAACCUGUUGUUAAACAAAUACGAAGACCAAAGAGUGCAAUUCUUCGUCUAGCUGUAAAAUUCUUUCCUCCUGAUCCUGGGCAGUUGCAAGAGGAAUAUACCAGGUAUCUUUUUGCAUUGCAAAUCAAGAGAGAUCUAGCAGAAGAACGCCUUACCUGCAAUGACAAUACAGCAGCACUUCUCGUCUCUCACCUUCUGCAGUCGGAGAUUGGAGAUUUUGAUGAAUCAGGGGACCGCGAGCACCUUAAAAACAACCGGUACUUUCCAAACCAGGAGAGACUGCUAGGAAAAAUACUUGAAUUUCACAGGAAGCACAUGGGCCAAACUCCUGCUGAAUCUGACUUCCAGGUGCUUGAAAUAGCUCGGAAGCUGGAGAUGUAUGGCAUGCGAUUUCACCUGGCAUCUGACCGAGAAGGGACAAAAAUUAACUUGGCUGUUUCACAUAUGGGUGUACUGGUAUUUCAGGGGAAUACAAAAAUCAAUACUUUCAACUGGUCCAAAGUCCGAAAAAUAAGCUUCAAGAGAAAGCGAUUCCUUAUCAAGCUUCACCCAGAGGUUCAUGGUCCAUAUCAGGAUACGCUGGAGUUCCUUUUGGGUAGUAGAGAUGAGUGCAAAAAUUUCUGGAAAAUCUGUGUUGAAUAUCAUGCUUUCUUCAGGCUAUUUGAUCAGCCAAAACCAAAGUCAAAAGCAGUUUUCUUCAGCAGAGGGUCUUCUUUCAGAUACAGUGGGCGUACGCAAAAACAGUUGGUAGAUUAUGUUAAAGAGAGUGGGUUGAAAAAAAUUCCAUAUGAAAGGAGGCAUAGCAAAACUAGAAUGUCUGCUCACACCCUGAAUACUGAUGUCCCCAAACAGAGUGCCUCGUUUACAGAAGGGUUAAGAACCUCUGGGCCUAAUGCUUGCACAUAUGCCUCCUUCCAUUCGGAUAACGUGUUAUCUACAAACAUUGCCAGCUUGUCCACUUUCACAGAGAGCAGUCCUUUCUUUCUGGAGUCCAGAAUAUCACAUACAAGGAGCUCAACAGCAGAAGCAAAUAGUGGGCUAUCUGAAGAAACUGGGAAGAAAGUGGCACAGCAGCCUGGAUCACCAAUACUCCAAUCAUUCCAAGGUGCUCAGCUGCCUUCCUUCACAACAAAAAGUCCGAUGACCUUGAACCCUCCAUUUCAUGCGACUAUGAACCCAGCUGGCCAGGGCUCAUCUCCUCUUUUGAGUCCUGUCCUCAGUGACGUUGGUGGUGCGAGGGUAGAAGAGGAGGAUGAAACAAGGCGUAAGAGAUAUCCAGCAGACAAAGCGUAUUUCAUUGCAAAAGAAAUUCUUACUACUGAACGAACGUAUUUAAAGGACCUAGAAGUCCUAACUGUCUGGUUCCGCAGUGCAGUUGUCAAGGAGAAUGCCAUGCCUGAAGGUCUCAUGACCUUGCUCUUCUCUAACAUAGACCCAAUUUAUGAGUUUCACAGAGGUUUCCUGAAAGAGCUUGAACAGCGGCUAGCACUCUGGGAGGGACGUUCUAAUGCUCCCAUGAAAGGAGAUCAUCAACGAAUUGGUGAUGUCAUGCUUAGAAAUAUGCAUGCAUUAAAGGAACUUACCAGCUACCUGCAGAAACAUGAUGAAAUCCUAAUGGAACUAGAGAAAGCAACCAAGCGCAUUAAGAAACUAGAAAUGGUUUAUAAGGAGUUUGAACUCCAGAAGGUUUGCUAUUUGCCACUCAACACAUUUCUUCUCAAACCCAUCCAGAGGUUAAUGCACUACAAGCUGAUCCUGGGGAGAAUUUGCAAACACUACACGGCAGACCACCGGGACUACACCGAUUGCAGGAAUGCACUGAAGGAGAUCACAGAGAUGACAUCACAGCUUCAAAACAGCCUGAUCCGGUUGGAGAAUUUCCAGAAGCUAACAGAGUUACAGCAUGACCUGCUUGGCAUCGAUAACCUUGUAGCAGCUGGCAGAGAAUUUAUCCGGGAAGGCUGCUUAUACAAGCUCACCAAAAAGGGGUUACAGCAAAGGAUGUUUUUUCUGUUUUCAGACAUGUUGCUGUACACAAGCAAGGGAGUCACGGGUACCAAUCAGUUCAAAAUCCAUGGGCAUCUUCCUCUCCAUGGGAUGCUGGUGGAGGAGAGUGAAAAUGAAUGGGCAGUCCCUCACUGCUUCACAAUCUACUCCGCUCAGAAAACCAUAGUAGUGGCUGCAAGCACGCGUCUGGAAAUGGGGAAGUGGAUGGAAGACCUAAACAUGGCGAUUGAAAUGGCCAAAAAAUCCACUGAGAAAUCAGACAUGUUUCUGGAAAACUCCCUCUGCAAUCGUUCUAACAGAUCCUCUGAUGAGGUUUCUCUAGAACAGGAGUCCGAAGAGGACAUACAUUCUUCUCGUAGCUCCCUGGACAGGCAGAGCCACCACCGUGCCAACACUACCAUGCAUGUCUGCUGGUACCGCAACACCAGUGUCUCCAUGACUGAUCACAGUGUGGCCGUCGAGAACCAGCUAUCAGGAUACUUACUAAGGAAAUUCAAAAACAGUAACGGUUGGCAAAAGCUGUGGGUUGUCUUUACCAACUUCUGUCUGUUCUUCUACAAAACUCACCAGGAUGAUUACCCACUGGCCAGUUUACCGCUCCUUGGCUACACUGUCAGCACCCCAGUGGAGACUGAUGGCAUUCAGAAGGAAUAUGUCUUCAAGCUACAGUUCAAGUCCCAUGUGUAUUUCUUCAGAGCUGAAAGCAAAUACACUUUUGAGAGGUGGAUGGAAGUGAUAAAGAGAGCUACAAGUUCCCCUGGGAGAUCCAGCCUUUUCAUUCCAAAGGAUGAAAAGGAAAAGGUUACAAACUGAAAGAAGCAGAGCUGGGUCUCUGUUGUAGGUAGUUGUUUGCAGCAUGGGUUGGGGGGGGAAGGGGUCUGGAGUCCGAGCUUGACAGUAGCCAAAAGAGGUGCCACCCGCAGUGGCAGAGUUAGCUGCCUCCUGGAAAAUGGUGAAUUUGCUGUAGUGUGGCAAGCGGCCAUGCCCCCAAGGAACUGCAAGGACAGUGGAGAUAAUUCUGUUCACGGAAGAAUUGUGGCUGCUGGAUGUACAAGCGAUAGACACAAUUUUGUACUUACAUAAAGAACAGCUGUUGGUAAGUCCAUUACCUUUCAGGAGGUUUCCAAAAACUCAUGUUAACAUUCAGCCUGGCUAAACAGUCUUUGUGUAGCUUGCUAUUUCAGCCUGCCAGCCAUGCCUCAAAUGCUGCAGUGCAUUCACAUUAAUUUAAAGUGGGAGUUCUGCUCACUCUAAAAUGUUGGAGUGCUUCAGGAAACUGCCAAGUAGCAACUUUACCCCUUUUUAUUUUCCCCAAGUGGAUGAGGUUCUAAUGUGUGUGGCAGUGGGUGGAAGAAAAGGGUUGCUGCAGUCAGUACUGGAAGGGUUGAAAUUUUGCUAAAAGUAGAGACCAUUCUGAUGUCGGUAGAGGCUGCUGCAAACUAUGUCUGCACUGUUUGCCCCUAACAUCAGAGUUCUGUGUCCUGUUGUUGGCACAUAGGAAGCUGCCAUAUACUUAGUCAGACCGUAAGUCCAUCUAGCUCAGUAUUCUCUGCACAGACUGGCAGCAGCUUCUCCAAGGUUGCAGCAGAAAUCUUUCAGCCAUAUUUUGGAGAAACCAGGGAGGGAACUUGGAACCUCGAUGGUCUUCCCAGAGCAGCUCCAUCCCCUAAGGGGAAUAUCUUCCAUUGCUCACACAUCUAGUCUCCCAUUCAUAUGCAGCAAGGACAGACCCUGCUUAGCUAAGGGGACAAGUCAUGCUUGCUACCACAAGAGCAGCUCUCCUUUCAUAUGUUCUCUGUGAGCUUUUCCAGGGCAUGCAAGCUAUGCUUGAUCUGGCUAACUUUUUAAUAAAGCUAUGAGUAUGCAGCGAUAGCUGUGUUCUCUACCAUGCUGUUGGCACAUACCAAAAAACAAAAGAACCUUCAAUGGGAUAUCCAAAAUAACCAAUUUGUUUUCUCCAGGCUCCCUAAAAUAAAAUAAAACAAAACAUUUGCUGCUGCAUGUAUGAUCAACAUACUUUUUUUUUUUUAAGUGUGGAAGAAGAGUUACAGUAAAAGGCUAGAUUAACUCCAGAAGAGUUAGUACCUCAGUAAAAGAUACUUUGACAUACAUGAACCAAGAAGGAAAUAGGCCUAUGGUACGGUUAGGGACUUAAUAUAUGAGAACUGGUCUAGCCAUACCUCCUUCAUUGCAAGGCAGAAAUGGUUGAAAAUACCAUAAACAUCAAUCGCUUCUGUCAUUUAGUGUCACAGUCAUGGAGGAAAAGCCUAGCCUUUGCUUUUAAAAAUGAAUGUGAAACCUCUGACUAAAGGGCUCUAGGGUGGAGAUUAACAGGGGUUUUUUUUAAAUGGCCCUUAGGUUGGGUAGCAGAGGAAAGUAGUCUGCUGGUUUGAACAUGGUUACGCGUAUUCUAAUAUAUUGAAAGCAACAAUGUGGUGAUGGGUACUCUGCUUUGACAGUCAAGGCAGAAAAAAAUUGAUAUCCUACACAUUGCAUAUGAAUAUGGGAGAGUAAAGGAGGCACAACUUGAGGAAAAAUUCAGAAGCAGGUGUCUUCAUUUGUGUUCCUGAAAUAUGUAAGUAGAGUUAGGUCAGUCUUCUAGCUAAAGGGAUGGAUUCUUUGAUAAGAGGGUAAAGGGAAGAUUUUGUAAUUUUUGUUUUUGUUUCACAUCUUAAAUAAGCUUCAAUGUACUAAAUAUUUCUUCUCUAUUACAAUGGUCAUUACUCAAUAUAAGUUAAUUUUUUUUUAUUUGUGUGUUUUGGAAAUAAACUAUUGUAGAUCUUGAAA
Messenger RNA from Hemicordylus capensis (graceful crag lizard), 5433 nucleotides. It is a transcript of the gene FARP2, whose product is annotated as FERM, ARH/RhoGEF and pleckstrin domain protein 2. The transcript has 28 exons. The record is from RefSeq and is a predicted model, not a curated record. Gene Ontology annotation, molecular function: guanyl-nucleotide exchange factor activity. The coding region runs from base 313 to 3459 and encodes 1048 amino acids. Lineage: Eukaryota; Metazoa; Chordata; Lepidosauria; Squamata; Cordylidae. Gene Ontology annotation, cellular component: cytoskeleton.